GACCUGCGUGAGAGGAUGGAGGUCAUCGCCGUGGCGACGCAGGGUGCUUCGGGCAGCUCUGAUUGGGUGACCAGAUACACGCUGCUGUACAGCGACACGGGACGAGACUGGAAACAGUACAGACACGAGGAUUACGCUGGAGUUUUCCCAGGAAACACAGACGCUGAUGGUGUGGUCCAUCACAAGCUGCCGCACUCCAUCCGGACACGAUACCUGCGUUUCCGGCCGCAGGACUGGAGCGCUGAGGGCUGGAUCGGCCUGCGAGUAGAAGCGUACGGCUGCUCCUACAAGUCGGACGUGGCCGAUUUUGACGGCAGGAGCGCUCUGCUGUACCGCUUCAAUCAGAAGUCCACGAGCACGGUGAAGGACGUCAUCUCUCUGCAGUUUAAGAGUGCGAGAUCGGAUGGCGUCCUGGUCCAUGGUGAGGGUCAGAGAGGAGACUACAUCACGCUGGAGCUUCAGCGCGGCCGUCUGGCCUUACACAUCAACCUGGACGAUGCGAAAGCCCAUCCCAGUAGCGCUCAUGUCUCAGUCUCUCUGGGAAGCCUCCUGGAUGAUCAGCACUGGCACUCGGUCCUGAUCGAGCGCUUCAACAAGCAGAUAAACUUCACCGUGGACCGAAUGACGCGCCAUGUUCGCUCCGGAGGAAUAGGGCACUCGCUGGAGGUCGACUAUGAACUCAGUAUCGGCGGCGUUCCUCUGCCCGGAAAACCGGGAACGUUCCUGCGCAAGAACUUCUGCGGUUGUAUGGAGAACCUCUACUACAACGGCGUGAACAUCAUCGACCUGGCCAAGCGCAAGAAACCACAGAUCUACAGCGUGGGUAAUGUGACAUUUUCCUGCUCUGAGCCUCCUUUGGUCUCGGCCACGUUCCUGAGCUCCAGCAGCAGCUUCCUGCAGAUUCCGGUGGAUUUAUCAGCGAUGGGUGUGGAGACGUUGGGAUGGAGCGCGAGUUUCCAGUUUCGUACAUGGAACAGAGACGCCUUGCUCAUGUGGAUCGGCCUGCAGGGGGCGGAGAAACUUCUCCUGCUGCUGAGCGACACACAGCUGAGGCUCACACAUCACCGAUCAGCACUACAGAGCUCCGAGAUCACCGUUGGUCGCAGUCUGAGUGAUGGACUCUGGCACUCCGUCUCAGUCCAGCUGAAUGGACAUCAGGCUUCUGUCUCCGUGGACACCGAUUCUCCAUCCAGCAUGAUGCUCGGAUCUCACACACAGCCCGGGAACACUGUAGUAAUUGGAGGCUGUCCAACAUCAUCAGCCAAUCAAGGCUGUCGGAACCCCACCCUGGCCUAUCAGGGCUGCAUGCGCUCCAUCGUCCUCAAUAACCAUCCAGUCAACCUGUACCGUCUGCAGCAAGGCCUUCUGGGUAACUACAGCGAGCUCCAAAUCGACAUCUGUAGCAUACAAGACAGGUGUUUGCCCAAUUACUGUGAGCAUGGUGGUGAAUGUUCUCAGUCCUGGAGCUCUUUCAGCUGUGACUGCUCUGGUACAGGAUACACCGGAGCGACCUGCCACAACUCCAUCUUUGAAAUGUCAUGUGAAGCACACAGGUUGGCAGGAAGCUCCUCUGGAUUUUUUUCAAUUGACCCAGACGGCAGCGGGCCGCUCACACACACCGUUGUCUACUGCAACAUGAGUGAAGAGAAGGUGUGGAUGGUAAUUGGUCAUAACAGCUCAAAGCCGGUGCAUGUUCAGGGUUCGAGUUUUCAGAAGCCACAUGUAAUGAAGCUGAACUACAGCGCGUCACUGCUGCAGCUCACAACCCUGCUGCACAGAGCGCAACACUGCCAACAGGAAGUGAUUUAUCGCUGCAGGAAGUCCCGUCUCUUCAACACCUGGGAUGGCACUCCGUUAUCAUGGUGGAAGGACAGAGCAGGAGAUAAGCGGACGUACUGGGCCGGGUUCUUGCCUGGAGUUCAGCAAUGUUCCUGCAGUUUGGCUGAAAACUGCAUCGAUUUCAACCACUUCUGCAACUGCGACGCAGACCGCAGCUCUUGGGAGAACGAUACAGGAUUGCUGUCCUAUAAGGAGCAUCUUCCUGUCACUGAGAUUGUGGUGGGAGACACAAACCGAAGCGGCUCAGAAGCUGUGUACCGAGUCGGCUCUCUGCAGUGCCAUGGAGACAGGUUUCUGUGGAAUGCCGUGUCUUUUUAUCAGGAGUCGUCGUCCCUGCACUUCGCCACGCUGCAGGCCGAGCUCAGCGUCGAUAUUUCCUUUUACUUCAAGACCACAGCGCCCUCUGGAGUCUUCCUGGAAAAUCUGGGAGUCAGAGAUUUUAUCCGGCUGGAGCUGAGCGCUCCAUCAACAGUGACGUUCUUGUUUGAUGUCGGAAACGGUCCGCUCGUCCUGACGGUGAAGUCCCACGUUCCUCUGAACGAUAAGCAGUGGCAUCACAUCCGAGCUGAGAGGAACAUGAAGGAGGCGUCGUUGCAGGUGGACCAGCUUCCCCUGCGCUUCCUGGAAGCUCCGCCCGAUGGCCACGCCCGCCUGAAUCUCAACGGACAGUUGUUUAUUGGAGGAACCGUGUCCAGGCAGAAAGGAUUUCUGGGAUGCAUCAGAGCAUUAACUAUAAAUGGGCUGACCCUUGACCUGGAGGAACGUGCCAAAAUGACCCCGGGGGUGAGCGCAGGAUGUCCAGGUCACUGCAGCAGCCAGAAGCGACUGUGCCACAACCGAGGGCGGUGUAUCGAGAGGAACGGUGGAUAUGUGUGCGACUGCACACACUCCGCAUACGGAGGACCGAACUGUCAGACCGAAGUUUCCGUGUCUUUCGAGAGAGGCACAUCUGUGAUGUACACGUUCCAGGAGCCGUUCUCGGUGAUGCACAACACCAGCCGUCAGUCGUCGGCCAUUUACGCUCAGAGCAGCAAGUCUCGGGAAAAUGUAGCCUUCCGCUUCGUCACCACCAAAUCCCCCGCCAUGUUGAUGACGGUCACCACGUACCAGCAGCAGUACCUGGCCAUCAUCCUGGCUCAGAAUGGGAGUUUACAGAUUUGGUAUAAACUGAAGCAGGAGAAGGAGCCGGAUGUGUUCAUGCCCACGGGUCGCAGCCUGGCUAACGGCCAGCUGCACCGAGUCCAGCUCCACCGAGAGGGCAGGGACAUGUACGUCCAGGUGGAUAAGGAUGUGAGUCGGAAGUUCGUCCUCUCCACAGACCGAGAGUUAAACAUGAUCCGCUCUCUGACACUCGGCAAAGUCACCCGUGGAGUGGGCACGGAUGAGGCGGUGCUCCAGGCAGGAUCAAGAGGUUUCAUUGGCUGCCUCUCGUCAGUCCAGUUCAAUCACCUCGCUCCUUUAAAAGCAGCCAUUUUGAAUCGAGGGAGCUCGUUGGUCAGCGUGCUCGGGAAUCUGGUGGAGUCCAACUGUGGCGAGCUGGCCGACCGAUCGCUCUCACACUCACUGUCAGACCACACAGACGGAGAGAAGCAAGGGAAGGAGCGUCUGAAGAACUCUGAGCCGAGCGACUCGGCUGUGAUUGGAGGUUUGAUAGCAGCGUUGCUGCUGGUCGUGCUGUGCAUCAUGGCGGUGAUGAUGCAUUUCCUCUUGCGUUUUCGACGCGAGCGUUCCUGUCAGCCCAAAGAGAAGGACCCACGGGCUCAACCGGAGCUCAGGGACAGCAGGAAGGAGUACUUCAUAUGACCCCUAAAUGACCCCUUGGCCGAGUGACCCUAGAUCAGUUAUGCCAUUAGGGAGGAGGGCAGGAGAGCUGCUAGUGCCCUUAAUCCUCGUUCCCUUCCUCUGUAAGCUCCAGCUUGCUUUGUGCCCUCUAUCAGCUCGACCGUGGGAAAUGGGACACGACUGAGCAACGGAGAACGAAGCCACUCUAUCAAGGGAGAAAGUAAAACUUUUUUGGCCUUUGACCUUUGGCCUCAUGAACCCCUUGCUGAGUUUAGGGAGAAGAGCAGAGGCUAUCAGAACACUCAUAGUGCCCUUGAUGCUCGUUCUCUUCGUCCCUUCUGUACCAGUGAGGGUUGAUUGAGUGGAAUGGGACACAGACGAGACGAUGGAGAACGAAGUUGCUGUAUCAAGAAAGACAGGAGUACUUGAUCUGACCUUUGACCCUUAACCUUAUAAAUGGACUCCACAGUGGAGGUAAACAUGACAUCAAGGAGUGAAAGAAGACUUCAUAUGACCUCUGACUCUCGUUAGGAGGCCAGUCAAGCCCUCAGUGGGAAACACAUGCGCACACACACACACACACACAUAAAUGGCACAUUCUCUGAAUGCAGGGUGAACAGCAGAACGGUUCUCAUCAUCGCCGACUGUGGAAUCGGUGGCUGUUAUUAAUAAGAUUGCUCCUCCCACCCCAUUCGUUAUAUUAAUGAGAGUAUGUAUUCGUCAGUUGGAGUAUUAAUGGGACAGUGAAGGAGCAUCAAUGAGAGUACUAAGGAGAGUUUUGUUGAAAUAUAAAGGAGGGUUUCAAGGAGAAUAUUAAUGAGAGUAUUAAGCAAAGUAUUAAUGAGUCUUAAGGAGAGUAUUGUUGAGAGCGUUAAUGCAAGUAUUGAUGGGCGUGUUAAGAAGAGUACUGAUGAGUAUUAAUGAGAACAUUAAGGAGAUUAUAAAUGAGAGUAUAAAGCAGAGUAUUAUUGAGAGUUUUGCUGCGAAUACCACUGAGAGUAAUAAUGAAAGUAUCAAGGAGAGUGGUGUUGAGAGUAUUAAGGAGAGUGUUAUUGAGAAUAUAAAGCAGAGUAUUGCUGAGUAUUGAAGAGAGAAGUGCUAAGGGUAUUAUUAGAGUGUACUAUUGGAGUAUUAAUGAGAGUAUUUAUUGGAGUGAAUCAGUCAAAGUGCUGUGGAAAAUGGACACGGUCUUUAAAAGUGAUUUCACAUUUUCUUUUCGUGUCGAUCUCCGUGGAGUUCACGUACACGACUCACACUCGGAGUAGAAGAGGGAAGGAAGCUGAUUGGUCGAGACGUUGCGUUGCAUCACAAUUUUCCAUCACAUUAAAACAGCCUGAUAAUUUGUUAUUGCUUAUGGAUUUAUUUCAGCUUCUUUACUAAAGUCCACCUCUUAUCAUACGGAGACGCUACAUCACAUGACCAUCUUACUGUCAUCUGGUGUGUAAGAUGUUGAAGACGUACUCGUUCCACGUGUUUUCUAUUUUGAGAAAACGAAUAUUUAUGAUGGAUCAUGAGAUGGACGCUUUAUUGUGUUCCUAACUGAAAAAGUCUGAAAUUGUGGGUUUUUUUCUCCUAAAAUGUCAAUAAUUGGUUUAUUGUGUCGUCAGAGAGGGAUCAGGAACGAUUGUGGAAAAUGAUUGCUGGGAGAACUCUCACUACAUAUACAUGACCCAAAACAUCAUCAUCAUCAUCAUCAUGAUCAGCGUAAACAUGACGAGAGCACGCGAGUGGAAUGGAGCUGUGAAUCAUGGGAGCCGUCCAUCAUCCUGUCGCUCAAGCCGGUUGUGAGCAGAGCUCCAGUUCUUUACGUGCAGAAUUUCUUUUCCAUCAUGAGAUGUUUCAGGUGGUUUGAGAGCAGAUUUAUUACCUCCAUGUCGUCACACACUGCUGUUUUACUGAACAUCGACCACAGCUGCACAUCUGUCACUCGCACGAGCGACUGUUUACAGCUGCGAUAGCCUUUUACACCACAGCACUCUGUCAUCGAGUACAAUAUUUCAUUUAUUAAAGAACGAGACAUCCCGCGUUUAUCAGUUCUCAGUAACAGUGUCCUGUUCUCAGUCAUUCCUCUGUGGAGGAGUUCCAGCUUCACGUCUGACAGUUCCAGCGUGCUGACACUGGAGACUCCUUCCACACGUUACAUAAACGUCUUAUUUAUCAGGGAUUUCUUAAAACGUUUAUAAGGAGCAUCCGCUGUACACGCCCCUGAAACAACAACGUAUUAGAACGAGUGCAUUAAUAUAAACCUGCGAUCUACAGCUGCACUACUCAGAAACUCAGUCAGAACCUUCUGACCAAUCAGGAUCUAGAAUUAAACAGUGCUCAAUAAAAUGGAGACGAAUUCCUGAUUUAGCUCGACGACUUCUGAGCGUGUGUGUGUUGACUCAGAGCAGCGUCUUGUCUCUUUUCUCUCGUCGUGUCAGGCUGAAAGUGGAGAGGCAGCUGUGUCAGAUGUGUAUCCAGCUGUGAUGUCAGUAUGGGACAGCACGGAAAUGACAAACCUGCUCUCGAAACGCCUGGAGAUCAAAAACAGUGUCUGAUUUAGUGCCACAUCCAUCUCCACAUGGGUAAACUUCAGACAAGGAGAUUUUUUUUUUUUAGCUUCUGGGGUGAAGACGUGGAUCAAAUCAUGACGGUUUAUAGAAUAGAAAUAUGAGCAUGCAGCCGGGUCUGAAAGUCCAAGUCCAACAUUUGGUGUUUGAGAGCUGUAACGAGUCUGCAUGCUCAAAUUAAUUAACAUACAGACAGCUUUUGAAAUGUUUAAAUUGAUUUUUUUUUCUCCAAAUUAUAUGCAAUUUAGUUUUGAGGCAGCAAAACAAUUGGCGCUGGCACAAGUUAGAAGAUAAAAAAAACCCAAACAAGCCACACCCACUAAUUAGCACCACUGGGUACAAGUUUGACACAAAACUCGUAGCAAUGCUAACAUGCGAUGACCAUUUUGUUGGUGUUGACCCCACCCCUUACUGAAACCUUAGCCAAUCAGGAAUGAUGGUCACUGGAUGGUUGUAUUGCAUGACAAAGAGUUCCUCAUGGGUUCUUUGGAUAUUUACAGUACGGAUCCUGAUGAGGGUUCUGCGUCCAUAGCACUAAUCCACCGUAAACCAAGCAGCGACUUGAAUGUUUCAACCUUCAAACACUUUGUAGGUCACGAAAUGUUCCUGACUGGCUGGUUAACGAGGCUGGCGGGUUCGGAACACUCACACCGCUCCUCUAAAUGGCGCAGUUUUCAAAAUAUUCGAGUGUUAGCAUUGCUAAUCCUUUCCUCUUGGGUACAGCACGUCCACUCUUCCGGCUCUCGUAUUAAUCAAAAGAACCUUUUUUUUUUUGAAGUGCAUUUAAUCUCAUAAAUGUGGCUUCGAGCCUCACACACACACACACACACACACACACACACACACACACACACACACACACUGUAUAAUGUGUUAAAAUGA
Neoarius graeffei (lesser salmon catfish) is the source of this 7055-nucleotide messenger RNA. It is a transcript of the gene cntnap5b, whose product is annotated as contactin associated protein family member 5b. The coding region runs from base 16 to 3642 and encodes 1208 amino acids. Lineage: Eukaryota; Metazoa; Chordata; Actinopteri; Siluriformes; Ariidae. The record is from RefSeq and is a predicted model, not a curated record. The transcript has 22 exons.